Messenger RNA from Mobula hypostoma (lesser devil ray), 2159 nucleotides. Its product is annotated as C-X-C chemokine receptor type 5. The record is from RefSeq and is a predicted model, not a curated record. The coding region runs from base 102 to 1187 and encodes 361 amino acids. Lineage: Eukaryota; Metazoa; Chordata; Chondrichthyes; Myliobatiformes; Myliobatidae. The transcript is spliced from 2 exons. Gene Ontology annotation, biological process: G protein-coupled receptor signaling pathway; calcium-mediated signaling; positive regulation of cytosolic calcium ion concentration. Gene Ontology annotation, cellular component: membrane; external side of plasma membrane. Gene Ontology annotation, molecular function: C-C chemokine receptor activity; C-C chemokine binding.
CAGUUCUCCAUGCUCAAAGGUGCCAUCAAUAUAUUAAUGAAACUCACUGGCAACUUACCGUCUCUACAAUAAAGCUGAGUGCUUUGAUAUAACUACCUAAAAUGAAUUUUGAAAUAUUUUCCGUUGAUGAUUUCAACUUCUCAGAUGUCAACGAAACGAUCACAAUGGAUUAUGGCGAUACUUACUGUCCAGAAUUAGAUGAAACCCCACAGUAUUUCCAUAAGGUUAUUGUACCAAUAUGUUAUUUCCUGGUCUUCCUGUUAGGGGUCAUUGGAAACGGUCUGGUGUUGCUGAUAUUGUUGCGUUACAAGAAUUCAAGAUCUCCAACUGACAGUUAUUUACUACACCUGGCAGUCGCUGACCUCCUCCUGGUCCUGGUCCUGCCCUUCCUUGCAAUUGAGAGUAUUUUUGGAUGGUUGUUUGGUACAUUCCUUUGCAAACUUCUAACUUCUAUCCACAAACUCAAUUUCUUUUGCAACAGCCUACUGCUGGCAUGCAUCAGCAUUGAUCGCUACUUGGCAAUUGUCUAUGCAAUUCAGACACAUAAAAAUCGCAGAGCCAAGUAUGUCCACCUGGUCUGCUCCAUUGUUUGGGUGACAGGUUUCAUUCUACAAAUUCCUAAUUUAAUUUUCUUACAGGUUGAACCUAUGGUUAAUGAAAAUGAAACCAAAUGCAUCUACGUAUCAGCUAGGGCCAAUGACUGGCUUCUGGCUGAACAAUUUUUAUACCAUGGAAUUGGCUUUACCUUGCCACUCAUAAUCAUGUGUUACUGCUAUGCAAAGAUAAUCAAAACAUUGUACAAGACCCAGAACUUUGGGAGACACAAGGCCAUUAAAGUGGUGGUAAUAGUCACUGUGAUGUUUUGCAUUUGUUGGGCCCCCUACAACGUGGCAAAGUUCAUAAAGACUUUGCGCAACCUGGAUGUGAUUACUGCAGAUUGCAGCUUCUACAAAAACCUCAAGUUUACCAUCAUGGUAUCAGAGAGCACCGGAUUCAUGCACAGCUGCCUGAACCCAGUCCUUUAUGUGUUUAUUGGGGCAAAAUUCAGGAAUGACAUCUUGAAAGUUCUCAGAGAACUGUGCUGCAUCAGACGAGCAACUUUGGUAAACUACCUUCAAAAGCAGCAAACUGAGAGGAACAGGAGCAGCUCUGUUUUUGACAAUACUACUUCCUGGUCCACUCUUUAAGUAUGGCAGUAACACAAAAUAAACAAGGUAAUGCAGGGGUGCGGCGCUGUAUACAAAAUAAUUCACAAUAUUUUGAGUGUUAUGGAAAUAAAUAGCAAGAGCCAAUCUUUGGCAAGUAGAUGCCAACUUAGUUCUAGGGUUAGGGUUAUAAAAAUCAAGAAAAGUCAACUUAAUAAAGUAAUAAAAAAUACAAAAUGUUUCUUGGGGAAUUAGAAAUAGAAAGCUAGGGAAGUUAUUUUCAAAAACACAAGGGAUUCUGCAGAUGCUGGAAAUCCAGAGUAACACACACAAAAUACUGGAAGAACUCAGCAGGUCAGGCAGCAUCUGUGGAAAGUCGACAUUUUGGGCCGAGACCCUUCAUCAGAACUGCAAAGGGAGAAGGUUCCUUUUUGUUGUCUCGUCGACUCUUUAUUUUGACAUUGUAACUAUCAAGCAGGACUGAACAAAUGUUGAUGUUUUUACUCGAUAAGAGGAUGAGGAGGUGGCCUGCAUAGAGAUUCAUUAGUGGAAAUCACAUUUUGCGCUAAAGGAGGGUGGAUAUGGUUGUUCAAGUCAAUCAUCUCAGAUGCUGGAUAUUGGAGAAGAGUUCCUUGGGGAAACCAUCUUUACCUUGUUCUUCAAUUACUUUUAUACUUCCAUAGUUUAAGUGGGGCUAUGCACUGAUUACUAUUCAAUUAAAUUUACAACACUGUCAAAAAUGAAGCAGCAUAUGCUUCUGUGUAUUAAGAGCUUGGUAGUAUUCAGGCAUGAACACAGUGACAAGGAAAUUAAAAUCUCCAAUGAAAGAGAAUCUAAGCAGUUAACCUUGACACUGAAUGGCAUUACUGUUAUUACUCUCCACUUAUCUGGAUGAAUGUUCCUCUAACAACAUUCAAGAAGUCUGCCACCAACUGAGAUCAUUCAGUAUGCUUGACUCAUACCCUAUUCACUAACUUACCCUUUCACUCCCACCAUUUUGACCUAUGUGGUGGA